Pedinophyceae sp. YPF-701 is the source of this 273-nucleotide messenger RNA. NCBI's taxonomy places the organism in Eukaryota, Viridiplantae, Chlorophyta, Pedinophyceae. The record is from the annotation of a GenBank genome assembly.
AUGGGCAAAAGACAACUAAACCCGGCCGCACACCCGCAUUGUGCGGAUAUCAUCGUGGAACUCAACCGCUGCCACGCCCGAAGCUUUUUCGAUCAGUGGUGGAACGGUUCUUGCAAGGCGCUCACGGACAAGUUCGCGGAGUGUCGCAGACAGGAGCGGCAGCUAAACAGCAAGAAGAACAAGGAAGACCACAAGGACUUCCAGAAGCGCCUCGCGGAGGUGCGCGGAAAGGUGCGGCAGGCGAAAGCCGAGGAAGCAGCCGCACCAAACUAG